Messenger RNA from Lodderomyces jiufengensis, 1206 nucleotides. RefSeq names its product pyruvate dehydrogenase (acetyl-transferring) subunit E1 alpha (gene PDA1). The coding region runs from base 1 to 1206 and encodes 401 amino acids. The transcript has a single exon. Gene Ontology annotation, cellular component: intracellular membrane-bounded organelle. Gene Ontology annotation, biological process: pyruvate decarboxylation to acetyl-CoA. Lineage: Eukaryota; Fungi; Ascomycota; Pichiomycetes; Serinales; Debaryomycetaceae. Gene Ontology annotation, molecular function: pyruvate dehydrogenase (acetyl-transferring) activity. The record is from RefSeq and is a predicted model, not a curated record.
AUGAGAUCAACAAUCUCAAAAACUACUACCACUACAUCUACUAUAGCAUCAAGAAAAAUGGCAACUGAAUCUUUUGUUAAAGAUGGUUCAGAUUUAGUAUCAAUUACUUUACCAGAAUCAUCAUUUGAAGGUUAUAAUUUAGAAAUUCCACCAUUAGAAUUUGAAACUGAAAAAGAAACUUUAUUAAAAAUGUAUAAAGAUAUGAUAAUUGUUAGAAGAAUGGAAAUGGCAGCCGAUGCAUUAUAUAAAGCUAAAAAAAUUAGAGGAUUUUGUCAUUUAUCAGUUGGUCAAGAAGCAAUUGCUGUUGGUAUUGAAAAUGCUAUAGAUAAAAAAGAUACUGUUAUAACAUCAUAUAGAUGUCAUGGUUUCGCAUUUAUGAGAGGAGCUUCAGUUAAAUCAGUAUUAGCUGAAUUAAUGGGUAGAAGAUCAGGUAUUUCAUAUGGUAAAGGUGGAUCAAUGCAUAUGUUUGCACCUGGAUUUUAUGGAGGUAAUGGUAUUGUUGGUGCUCAAGUCCCAUUAGGAGCAGGUUUAGCAUUUUCUCAUAAAUAUAAGGGUGAAAAAGCUGUAUGUUUUGAUUUAUAUGGUGAUGGUGCUUCUAAUCAAGGUCAAGUUUUUGAAGCUUAUAAUAUGGCAAAAUUAUGGAAUUUACCUUGUAUCUUUGCUUGUGAAAAUAAUAAAUAUGGUAUGGGUACUGCAGCUGCAAGAAGUUCAGCAAUGACUGAAUAUUAUAAGAGAGGUCAAUAUAUUCCAGGUUUAAAAAUUAAUGGUAUGGAUGUUUUAGCAACUUAUCAAGGUUCUAAAUUUGCAAAAGAUUGGGCUGCUCAAGGUAAUGGACCAUUAGUAUUAGAAUAUGAAACUUAUAGAUAUGGUGGUCAUUCAAUGUCUGAUCCAGGUACUACAUAUAGAACAAGAGAAGAAGUUCAACAUAUGAGAUCAAGAAAUGAUCCAAUUGCAGGAUUAAAAGCUGUUUUAUUGGAAAAAAAUAUUGCGACUGAAGAUGAAAUUAAAUCUUAUGAUAAAGCAGCAAGAAAAUAUGUUGAUGAACAAGUUGCUGCAGCAGAAGCUGAUCCUCCACCAGAAGCUAAAAUGGAUAUUUUAUUCGAAGAUGUUUAUGUACCAGGUAGUGAAGUUCCUGUAUUAAGAGGUAGAAUUUCUGAUGAUUCAUGGGAUUUUGAAAAGAAGAACUUUUUAAAUAAAGUUUACUAA